Messenger RNA from Nematostella vectensis (starlet sea anemone), 1583 nucleotides. Its product is annotated as orexin/Hypocretin receptor type 1. The record is from RefSeq and is a predicted model, not a curated record. The transcript has a single exon. NCBI's taxonomy places the organism in Eukaryota, Metazoa, Cnidaria, Anthozoa, Actiniaria, Edwardsiidae. Gene Ontology annotation, biological process: G protein-coupled receptor signaling pathway. Gene Ontology annotation, molecular function: peptide binding; G protein-coupled receptor activity. Bases 163 to 984 code for a protein of 273 amino acids. Gene Ontology annotation, cellular component: membrane.
GACUUCAAAGAUCUUGGUGCCGAUACAACAAGCCGUCUCCGUCAAGGUGUUGGUUAUCGCCAUCAGCUCUAUCAUAGGCGUCCUCAGCAUCGCAGGCAACGCCCUGGUCCUGUAUGUCAAGCCAAGGAAAACCGCUCAAGCCCAGGAUCGACCCGCUCUACGAUGAGAUACUUCGUCAUGAGCCUUGCCUCAUCUGACAUCCUGGCAAGCCUUGUUAGUCUACCGCUGACGAUAUCACAAGUAAAAGGAUGGUUGAACAUAGAGACGGAUCUGGCGUGCAAGGUAGUUAGGUACGUAGGUAUAGUUGGACCUGCAAUCACCAUGAUAAACUUACUUGUGAUGGGUUUAGAGAGGUAUGCAUGCGCGUUCCACCCACUAAAGGUCCCUAGUCGUCGCACUGUUGCUCGAUGCGUAGUUGCAGUUUGGCUUACAGGUCUAGUAUUAUCGCUGCUACCAGCUAUCGCCCAUAACACGAUACCAGUAGAUAUCGACGAUGAAUCAUACACAAUGCUAUGCCGACCUGACCCCACCCACAAAUUUCUUUUCCUAGGGUUUAGUGUAUGUGUGUACAUCUUGCCUUGUAUCGUCCUCACCGUCACAUCACUCGCAAUCGCGCGGUUAUUGCGUCGCAAAAGCAAACAGGUUUUAUCGGAAAACCAGCCCAUGCCCAGAGAGCAAGCAUGGCGAUUCGAUGGCAGCAAAAUGCUUAUUUCCGUCACAUUUGCGAUUGUCUUGCCCUAUUUCGCGUACGUCACCUAUAUAAACAUCACAUUGUUUUGGAAAAUACCGUUCGACUUUGCGACAGACCGAUUGAUACGGUUCACGAUGGCACUGUUAAUCUAUGCGAACGGGUUGUGCAAUGUUGUUAUAUAUUUCGUUUACAUGAAAAGUCUACGCAAGGCACUGGUAAAAAUGUUCUACAUAAAAACGACACCCGCUACUGAGAAGGGCCCCUCUCGUGACACUAAUCCUAUAAGUGAGUGAGAACGCGACUUGACUUAUUCUAUAUUUAUACUGUAUAUAGAGUGGUUUUCAAAAUCCCGUGCAACAAAAUGUAUUUGUUAAAAUGUAAUAGUCAAGCCAGAACAAAAGAGAACAAAGACAUUACAGUGUGUUAGUACUAAAUAAGCUAAAUAGUAUUUCACGGGUUUUUGAAAACCACUCUAAUACGUAUAUUAUACUGAGUACGCCUAUUUCAAGUAAGAUUUCACUCGGAGAAUAUGUGACCCGCAGGGCUUUACGUAAAUAAAAUACAAAUCAAGGUUUGAAAAGCUGUAGAGUUUUUGUUUACAUUCUUAUGGGCAUUCACAUGGCUUUUAGAUACAAGGAUUCAGGAGUGUAACCUUAUUUGAAAUAGGUGUACAUACUACAUUCAUAUGCUUUUUAAAACUAAACGUCUAUCCUUUUUUCAAAGAGCGCAUUCAAAUUUUAUGCUCGCUGUGUGAUUAGAGUCAGUUUUCAUUAGUUCGCAAUAUGUUGGUUGAGACUCCAGCUUAUUGGAUGGCUACCGAAUAGUGUUCGUUAAACACUUUCGUGUAGCUCGAUCAAUUAUACUAUAAUAAAAACAAGUUUAUCCAGUCUUA